Molecule: messenger RNA, 3817 nt
Organism: Poecile atricapillus (Black-capped chickadee)
Lineage: Eukaryota; Metazoa; Chordata; Aves; Passeriformes; Paridae
Gene: RGS10
Product: regulator of G protein signaling 10
Exons: 5
Coding region: 132-647 (171 amino acids)
Biological process (GO): regulation of G protein-coupled receptor signaling pathway
Molecular function (GO): GTPase activator activity; G-protein alpha-subunit binding
Source: RefSeq, a predicted model, not a curated record
CAGUCAAAAGAGGAUGUUGAGGCUCAUGCUCUGAGAACCCCACGGGUGAGAAGGACAGCUCUGCUGUAGCAAAAAGGUCCAAAAUUCAGCUGCUACUAGGAAAGAAUUGUUGUGCGAGGAUUCAUCAGCUGAUGCUUGGAUACAUGGAAAAGAUAAAUGAUGGUGAGGGCCACCCAAGCAGCAGCCACCAAACCUUGAAAGGAACCUCGAAAUGGGCCACAUCCCUGGAGAACCUCCUCGAAGACCCGGAAGGAGUGAAACGGUUUAGGGAAUUCUUAAAGAAAGAAUUUAGUGAAGAAAAUGUUUUGUUCUGGUUAGCAUGUGAAGAAUUUAAGAAAACACAGGGAAAAAAGCAGAUGCAGGAAAAAGCUAAAGAGAUUUACAUGACUUUCCUGUCCAGCAAAGCUUCCUCCCAAGUUAAUGUUGAAGGGCAGUCCCGUUUGAGUGAGACCAUCCUGGAGACACCUCACCCUCUCAUGUUUCAGAAGCUCCAGGACCAGAUAUUCAAUCUCAUGAAAUAUGACAGCUACAGCCGCUUCCUGAAGUCAGACAUAUUCCUAAACCAUAAGAAGAGCGAGGAGCAAGAGGAGAACUCAGCAGAGGCUCAGACUGCAGCUAAAAGAGCAUCAAGAAUUUACAACACAUGAGACACAACGGAUCUCUUCAGGAGAGGCAAUACAAUAAGGAAAUUACACUCAGGAACAGUCUAGGUUUAUAGCAGUUGCAUUUAGGGCUUGGAAAGCUCAAAACCUUUUUAGGAGAUACUUACCUUCUUAAUUGCUUGAAUGACUAAUUGUUUUUGCAUGAUAGCUAUUAACCAAGCACCCAUGGAAGGACUGUUUCCCAGCUAAAAGGCUGAGGUAUUCCUCCAUAGCAUGAAUUGCCUUUCAUAUUUCACAGGUUAAAAUGCUUUCAAUUCUUGUGUUUUCUUUUGUGAGGCAUUUUGGUGAUGAGAAAUUGGAGAUAGCGUGGCUGGGUUUUCAUUUUCGCCUUGUAAUUUUUAUUUGGGACUAGCUUUUACAUCCUGAACUUCUGGGAGAAGCAGUUGAGGAGUACAUUUCAGAGUAGUUUGUGGGUGAGUCAUUCAUAGCAAAUUUAAUCAUAAAGGGACAGCGUCUUUCAGGGUUAAGCUCAGCAGAAUCCAAUCACUUCCUGUGUGACUUUGUUCUUUCAGGGUGAUGUCUGUUUUGCUUUGCCUUUAUUGCUGAAUCAAAACACUUCCCCAGUCAUGAUUUUCAUUUUUGUAUCUCCUGAAUUUCCCCCUUUAUUUUAUUUUAAUUUUUUUGCAGUAGACAAUCACCUUCUUCAGAGGCUGGGAUAACUUCUAUUCCCUUAGGAACAGAGGCUCUAAAAGAGACAAUCUCUGAAGAACUCCUAACUGCCAUUAGGAAAUGUGACAGUGAAUAAGUAAAUAUCCCUCUCAGGGCACACUGAUCUCAGCAAAGCUUGGCUUUGUCCCUCAUGCCAGUGUGACAUCAGAUGCUGCUAUCAGGAAGCAUCUGGUCUCUCCCAGAUCUCCUGAACAAUCCUGCUCUGUGCAGCCACAGUGCUUUGGCAAAGGACCAACAAACCAAAUCUGGUUUUGUUUUACUCAAUUUUUUUCUGCUAAAAUCGCCCUGCCGGGUUUUGUUUGCCCCACUCAAAUAUUUCAGGGUUUCCUAAUUGUGAUUUUGGAGAGCUGCAGUGGAACAUGGAGUUGGUUUUGGGGUUCAGCCACUCUCACAUCAAGCUUGAGAGCAAGGGGAAUUUAUUUCUGCCCUGUGCAACCAAAGGUUGGUAAUGAAAGGCAUUCCCAAUGCGCAUUCCAUGUUGUCCUGGGAAUGUGUCAGCACUGCAAAGCACAUUUUGGCAUUGAGUUUUUCACGUGUUCAUAUAUUUUUUGAUUAAUUCACUGCAGUGUUACUAAAUUGCAUUUUAAGCUGGGAAAGUGUAUUAGCUACUUGCUCUGUUUAGAAGCUUCACAGCUGUAGUCUGGCUGUUUCCCACUCAUUAUUUACUCUUCCAUUUUUUGCACUGCUUGUCUUGAACUUUUGUUUAUGUGCUGGGUAAUCUAAGUGCACAGUUAGCUUUUGAACAUUUUGUACUUACUUUUUUUUUUGGUCAGAAAUGCCAGAUAUGUUUCAUACAUUGCUGUCACUAUCAAUGUUUAAAAUCUAAGUCUAGUUUGUCAUUUUUAGAAUGCAAACUCACUUGGUAGACUUGAUUAUUUCUUUUAACUCUGAGCUGCUCUUGCAGGUGUUGUGUAAAGGAAAAUUGUUUCCAUGGGCUUUUCCCUAGUUGAAAGUGGGGAUGGAAGUUCUGAUUGUUCCCCUAGAGCUCCAUGCCCUGUUCAUUUUUAGGAAAUCAAAGGAGAGGUCAGUGCCUCCAUAUGCACGUUGUAAGGUGUAAUUCUUAUGCACUGAGUUAAUGUUCUUUUUAUGCUCUCGAAAGAUUUAAUGGUGAAGUCAUAUUACUUCAGGCACUUUCAGUGGUAUUUGAUCUCAUGCUUAAGCUGUAUUUCAAUGUUUUACUGAAUAAGAAUGAACUAAACGUGCAUGAAUCUUACUUUUUUUUUUUUUCUUUCCUCUGAUGGGGCCUAGGAAAUGGGACCAUUCAGUUCUGGACUUGCUUACUAUUUGUAAUCUCAGGAUUGCCUCUUUUGAAAAUCCACUGUAAUAACAAACUCUUAAUGCCUGCCACAGCAGAGGACAGAACUUCUGAUAGCAUUGAAGCCCUUGGGAGUGGGCAGCUUAACCAGUUUAGGACUUGGGAUUUGUAUUUUCCUGGUGUUUGCUACAUUAGUCUUAGUGAUAUUGAAAAAUUCAGCAUGGGGACAUUAAUGAGAAAAAUGCAGAACAAGCUCUUACCACAUUCAUCACAUGGAUGCACAGUAGAUUCAUUUUUAAUCAUAUUGAUUUUAAAAAUGCAUGAGCAAAGGAGAAGAGUCUUUGUCUAUCAUGUUUUAAAAUGGUAAUAAUAGAAAAUAAAGCCAGGAGCCGUAUGAACAAAGGUCGGCUGUUAAAGAGAGAAAAUAAGUUUGCAGCUGCUUAUGAACAACACUUUCCUUGGCAAUAUGUUCCCUAUCAGGUACUGCCUUUGCUUGCUCAGAGCAAAUGCCCCACAUGAGGAGACACAAAGGUGCUUACACUACCACGAGACAAAAGUUACUGAAAUGAAAAUGUAUGUUUUAGCAGCAUCUCUAAUCCUAUGAUGUUUACUUCAAUACCUAUUAUGUUUCUAACCUAAUGGACCUUAACCCACAAAAUUCUUAAUCUUUGAGUUGCUCUUUUACCUCAGAGGCAAAAAGCUGAUUACACCAUUCUCUUUGUGGUGCCUGGGUUUGUUUGAUUUCUCUACAACACCAACAAGCAGGCUUGCAAUAUGCAGAAAGCAAAGAUGUUUUUUCCUAUUCAUUGGAUUAUCUGUAUUUUUCAGUAAAAGGGCAAUGAAAUUAAAACCAUGCAAGCAGAUGUCUAUAACUGCAAUUUGUGUAUAUGUGGGGAGAGUUGGUAUUAUUACAAACUUGCUUCUGAAAAUAGGUGGCACUUGUUCUACGUGGCACAGAGCAAAUCACACAGAAAAAGAACUGUUUCCCUAGGAAUAAAUCCUUCAUUCCAGGAACAGCUGUAAACAUUGCAUCCAACCUCUGGCUGUAAAUGGGUGCUCAGAGUUGCUUUAUGUAGAGAUUAAAGAUAGGAUCUACUCUUCAUAGAACUUACACUGAAGGUAUGAGCACACAAAACAAGCAAGAGAAGUUUCGUGCCUGAUUGCAUGCCUUAAACUGCCCUAUUUUGUGUUUCUCAGCUAAAAAAUAAAAAUAUUCUACAAAUACACCAAA